Molecule: messenger RNA, 651 nt
Organism: Melampsora larici-populina 98AG31
Lineage: Eukaryota; Fungi; Basidiomycota; Pucciniomycetes; Pucciniales; Melampsoraceae
Exons: 2
Coding region: 1-651 (216 amino acids)
Source: RefSeq, a predicted model, not a curated record
AUGGACAGCGGCACCAACGGUCCAGAUUCAAAUCCAAUCAAUUUCAACCUUGAUCCUUCUAUCUUGCGAGCAUCAACACCUCAAAGGCGGGUCCCACUGGUUGAACGGGUCUGCCAAUAUUUGGACAAGCAGAACUCCGACACAAAAUCUUUUAUCCUGGCGUACCUACACUCAACAAAUGAAAAAAUUGUCAGACAAAAGAAACAGUGGGCAUCAGUUACAAAAGGGUGGAAAUCUACAGAAGCAGUAUUGGAUGGAAUUGCAGACCUGGUUAAUCAGAAGCCAGAAUGUCAAGCAAAAUGGAAUGAUUGGGUUCUCAAAAAGGCCAAGAUUAUUGUAGCACAACAGUUGCCACCUCCAGGUAGCCUAUACAUCAAUGUAAAUAAGUUAGAUACAACCUUUUUUGAACACGAUAAAGCUGUUAAAAGAGAAGAAGAUAUAGUUCAAAGUAUAAACUUUCUUCAUCAGCUGAUCACUUCUAAGCUCAAACAUGAACACCAAGCUUGGAAGGUCAAGAGAAAACACCGUGCUGAGCAGACUGGUGUGGAUGUGGAUUCCAAUGGUUCGGAUUUGGAUUCUGGUUUACAAUCACCUUCCGAGACAUCUGAAGAUGAUGAGGUAAAGGAAUCACCUUCAUCUUAUGUUUAUUGA